AUGGCGGACGUAAGUCACGAGUCAAUGAUGGAGUACUAUCAUAUUGCCAACAAGAUGUUUAAUAGUGAGGAUGAAGGUUAUACAUUCUAUAACAAAUAUGGUCUUGAGAAAGGUUUUAGUGUCUGGAGAAGCUAUGUCGAGUGGGAUGGAUCCAACUGCCAUAUAAUUUUAAGGAAGUUUGUGUGUAGUCGUGAAGGGGUUCGUGAAGAGAAGCACAUGAAGAGGAAGAUGGAAGAUAGAAAGAGGAGGCCACGGAGUAUAACUCCUGUAGGGUGUAAAGCUAAAUUGGUGAUUGCAAGACAGGAGGAAACAGGUCAGUGGUUUGUCAAGGAUUUCAUCGAUGAAAACAACCAUCCUCUAGCCCCACGGGAUCUGUCGUGUCUUUUGCGUUCACAAAGAAGAAUUAGCGAUGAGCAGAAAGCGGACAUUGCAGACAUGGAAAAAUCUGGGAUCAGAAAACACCAUAUUAUGGAUAUUAUGUGCAUGCAAUACGGUGGAUAUGAUGAGGUUGGAUGCAUUAUGAGGGACAUUUACAAUUUCUGCCAUGCUAGCAAGCAAGAAACAAUUUCUUCCGGGGAUGCUCAAAAUGUGAUCAAUCACAUGGUGGCGAGGCAAGAGCAAGAUUCAGAUUUUUCUUCAGGUACUUGGUUGAUGAAGCUGGCCAUCUAA
Messenger RNA from Aegilops tauschii subsp. strangulata, 669 nucleotides. NCBI's taxonomy places the organism in Eukaryota, Viridiplantae, Streptophyta, Magnoliopsida, Poales, Poaceae. The record is from RefSeq and is a predicted model, not a curated record.